Messenger RNA from Mycosarcoma maydis (corn smut), 702 nucleotides. RefSeq lists its product as uncharacterized. The transcript has a single exon. The record is from RefSeq and is a predicted model, not a curated record. Bases 1 to 702 code for a protein of 233 amino acids. NCBI's taxonomy places the organism in Eukaryota, Fungi, Basidiomycota, Ustilaginomycetes, Ustilaginales.
AUGAAGCUCACCGGGUACCUUGCCAUCGCAGCUGCAGUCGCUGUUGCCGGCAGCUUCGCUGCUCCUAUUGCUGACCAGGCCUCAGCCCUCGAGUCCCGCGCCGCAUCCAGCGCUGUCACCGAACAGACCAUCGACAGCGUUUCCUUUGACAAGCGUUUCGACUCGGCCCUCGGGGCCCGCACCAUUGACCCUGCCGCGCUCUCCGCCGAGAUCCAAGCGAUCCUGGCCAAACUCGGCAAGGACAAGCAAUUGGUCGUCAAGUACCUCUACUGGAUCCGCAACGUAAUCGGCUACAAGAAGAAGCACCUUCUGGAGGAGCUCGAGUCGCUGCUCGAGAAGCACGGUCUCAGUGGUCUUCCCGACUUGGGCGACGGAAAACUGCCCGAUGACAUCGAGGCAAUCUUCAAGGAGAUUGGUGGUGCUAAGAAGGAGAUCAUCAAGUGGCUCUACUGGGUUCGUAACGUGCUGGGCUACAAGAAGAAGAAGCUGCUUCACCAGCUCGAGGAUCGCCUGCACAGCAUUGGCGUCUUAAAGCGUGACUUGGAGCCUCGACAGGAUAUCGGUGCCGCUGUGACCGGUUUCCUCGACAGCAUCAACCACAUUGGCCCCGCCACCCAGGGCGGUAAGAACCCACAGUGGCUUUGGGACAUUAUUCCUGAGACGGUCGAGAACAUUCUCGGCCCCCUCGACGGUAUCAUCUAA